Molecule: messenger RNA, 5994 nt
Organism: Dreissena polymorpha
Lineage: Eukaryota; Metazoa; Mollusca; Bivalvia; Myida; Dreissenidae
Product: multiple epidermal growth factor-like domains protein 10
Exons: 5
Coding region: 1884-3095 (403 amino acids)
Biological process (GO): immune response; toll-like receptor signaling pathway
Cellular component (GO): membrane
Molecular function (GO): transmembrane signaling receptor activity
Source: RefSeq, a predicted model, not a curated record
GAGAUUGCUUCGUUUUCAACUUGAAGAGAACAGUGUGUGUGAAUUCUAUGACCCUAAUGGAUAAGAAUAAGUGAAAUAUCUUAAUGCUCCCAGACGGUGCAGCCUGGAAUGUAAACAGCUGGCAGAGUUGUGUAUAAAUAAUAGCGCGUUCUGGAUGUGGAUGUUGAAUGUGUUUAAUUGCACAGUUCUUGAAAGUGAAAUACAAUGUUUACUGCAAUGGGAAGCACGUAGGUUGAUCGGGCAGAGAUUUUAUUAAGAGUAAAGUUUUCACGACGCCGAGUCAGGUCUCUUAUUAAUUGAAGUUAUUAUUUAAGUACGCGCCUUUUUAAUUACAAACAAACUAUUUUGACCAUCUUAAAGUAAGAUCGUGUUUGAGGACUAUUAAGGUUGUUUUCUACGUUGGAUUUAUACCGCUUACCAUAUGGCAUUGGACUUUCAAUUCGGUUAGAUUUAAUGGAAGUUUAAUUAUUGGACACAUGGGUAUGGUAACAAUAAAAUGAUGGAAAUAUAUGUAUAGCGCCUGUGCUUUUAUUUCGUAAGAUUUGGAGAGAUUACAAUCUUAUAUUGGCUGACAGUUAUUUUUUAUUAUGUCUUGUAUGAUUAAAUAAUGACGUUGAGACCGGACAUCGGUAUCUGUAGUGUUGUAAAUCAUUUCAUAAAGAAAUGUAUAAAAGUGGUAAACACUGGAGUGGUUAAGAGUCUAUGCUUUGCUUUUGUUAAAGACUAGUGAUAACGUAUGAAAGUGCAGAAGAUAAGAAAACCGACGAUUUGUUCUUGUGUGAUGCAGAACAUGUAUAGGCAUUUAAGCCCAAAACGUAUUUUGUUUAUUCUUUAUCACAAUAAUUGACGAAUGACAAACGACUAAAUUUGAUUCAAAAAUGGCGAUUCUGGUUAAACUAAUCGUUUUACAUCUGUCAGCAAGCGUAUUCUUUCAUAACUCGGCUUAUGCCAAAUGUCAUUUUGACGCGUGCUCUAUAAUACUCCACUCUUGUAAAGCUAAUCAAGAGUGCGUAACUAUGGAUGACUGUUCAAUAAUGUGCAUUUGUCCAUCAGGACAAUGCGAUAAUGUGACGUCAACAAACUUCAUAACUUCAACACAACCCACUGAGGCGAACGUAACGUCAACCUCAAUAUCCGGGAGAAAUUGCUCGUGCGUGCACGGUACGUGUGUGAAUAACGCCACUUCUCCAUGUUUCUGUAACGAAAGUUGGUUCGGUAACACAUGUAAUGUAUCGUGCAAGCAACUUUGUGGCGAACGUAUGUUAUGUAUUGGUGUCAUUGAAAACAUUCAAUGCAUACCAGAUGGUGUUAAUGAUAACCCUGUGCCCAAGAACCUUUCAAAUGCCGACGUAUGUAGUCCGACCUACGUCAAACGACCAGAUUCGGAAAGAAGCUGCAGUUUGAUUCAAUUGAGUUGUGAAUUCGGAGUAUGCAUUGAAAUUAUGAAUACUAUGUUCUGCAAAUGUGACCUUGGGGCUACCGGUCAGUUGUGCGACCAGAGAUGCUGUAGGAACUGCGGUGCGCAUGGCUCUUGUGGUAUCGUGCCUCGACCUAGAACAGAAAUGUGCAACUGCGAAAAGAACUAUACGGGCGCGUUUUGUGAAAUCCCUUUCCAUGUGCCUAACAAUUCGUGCAACUGUAUUCAAGGGUCAUGUAACGAUGCGAGAACGUGCCUUUGUAACAAAGGAUGGACGGGAGCCACGUGCAACAUAUCUUGAACGGAUCAUUGCGGUCGAGGUAGCAAUUGUACAGAAGAUUUUAGCAAAGUAGUCUGCAUCCCAACCGGAAAAGAGACCACAAGCCAGAGUCAGACCACCAUUACCCCGCGUCAGAACGCCUGCAGCUCCGACUACGUCCUUCGACCAGUACAAGAACGGGAAUGCAUGGGUUAUUUCAAUUGUACGUACGGGACCUGUGUUAUCCAAGAACACUCUUUCUUUUGUCAAUGUGAUAUCGGUGUAUCGCCCGGUCAGCUAUGUGAGCACAAAUGUUGCAAGAACUGUGAAAACAACGGGAAGUGCUACUACCACCCGGUGCUGAAAGAGAUGUGUAAUUGUGAUAAAAACUAUACAGGGAAACUGUGUGAGAUAUACGAUCCGCAAGUGAAGUACAUAGAACCGGAGAAGGUGAAGUGGUGGUUCUAUCUGCUUGUCAUACUGAUUCCAAUCCUUGUGAUGACGCUGCUUACGUCACUGUUCCUUAUGUAUCUAUGGAAACGGCGCGUCAUUGUUGUUCUGAAAGCUGUCAGGUUGUUUCAAGCGUACGAAGAUGACGACGAACGGCAAUGGGACGCUUUCAUCUCGUACCGUUCCAAUACCCCGGAUGAAGAUUACGUCAUCCAUACGUUAUUCCCAAAACUCACCCGAGAAAUGGGUUUCAACGUGAACGUUCAUUAUAAAGAUUUUAUUCCGGGAAAUGAGAUCACCAACAACAUCAUCUACGCCGUGGAGAACAGUCGUCGCACGAUCCUGGUCGUCUCCCCUCACUACCUCACGAGUAACUUCACCAAGAUGGAGUGGCAGUUGGCACAGCAGAAGAUGCUCGAGCGCAAGAACAAGAUAAUCCCCAUUCUUCUGGAAGAUAUAUCGCCGCACAAAGACACCAUAGACCCCAACUUGAAAAGUAUUCUAGACUCUGUUACAUACAUUGAAUGGCCGGGAGACCAGUCUAAAAAGAUCGAUAAAUUUUGGCAACGAUUAAACCUGUCAAUGCCAAAAAAGAAGAAACAGCCCUCUUCUCACAUGAACAGUUCUUUUCAAAAUGGUAGACUCAGUCAGCCUACAAAUUCGACCAAUCAGAAUUCAGACUCUUUUAACAAGUCAUUUGAACUUGAAUCAAUGAAACCAAUGUAUGCAAGUAGUGUUUCAGAAAGUUCAGAAGUGUAUAACCAUGUGAAUGAGGAUGAGAUGUUGGCUCCUGAUGAAAUUUACAACAUAAUUAACGAAGGGGCCAUAGAUCUGGACUUUAAACAUGUUACUGGCGAACAAACGCGGACCGAGAUUAACAAUGACAGAAAUGCUGGCAAUAGACCGAAAGCAAUGCUUAAUGUCUCAAAAAGAAUUGAGAACGAUUACGUCUUCAAAAUCGAUGUUUGAGCAUUGCCUUAUAUUUCCUUUUAUGGUAAUAUUAAGGUCUUAAUCAUGUAGCUUAGAAGUAAUCACGUAAGCAAAUAUUGUUAAACAUAUUAUGACUCUAUGAUUAGUUGUAGUAAAGUUAUCAUUAUCUAAUCUUAUGUUCGGUAAGGCUGCAAUACACUCUUUUACUGCAGAAACGUCGUUGUGUUUAAAUAAUGGUAUGCCGUAUGUGAUACAAAAAGCGGAUGUCAUUCCAUUAAAAUAAAAUAUUAGAAUCUCACAAUUUAUAUAUUGCAAAAUGAGAUCAAUGCCAUUCGAGUAUGACAUUAGCUAGAAAAUUAAAUUCAUUCAUUUUAAUUAUAACAUUUAAACGAAUACAUUACACUUUAUUAUGAUAUAUAGUGAUAUGAUAUUACCACAUCGUACACAAAAAGUUAAAUUAUAAUAAUUCAUUUAUUUUGUAUACCAAACAUUUAACAGAAAAACAUUUAUUUACAUAUGUCUUAAUAAUGAGACAAACUUAUUUAUGUUCGCAUAUGUUUAUUGUUUAUAAACACGUAUAUGUGUAAGAAUUAAUUUGUGUUCUGUAUAUACCUGUGUUUUACUUUAUAUGUCGCAUAUGAUUUUUGUUAGAUACAUUUAUACAUGUAAGUAUCGCUACUCAAUAGUCUUGAAGUUUAUACAUUAUACUUCAAUUUAAUAAAUGUAAAAGUAUCCGGAUCAUACUUUUAUUUAUUGGCUGAAUUUUUGCAAAAUAUGUAGAUGAUACGCACAUAGUUACUGUCAAUGCAAUUAUCAAUUAGUAAUUUCUUGCUGUGUUAAAUUUGAUAAAAUGUUAGAAUGUCGAUUUUAACACAACGUCGCUUGAUUGCUAUAGUGCUCUAACAACCAAUUUCAUUUUUUUGGAGGAAAACGCAUUUAAAGGUUUAAUCUUUAUUUUCUCUCUUAUUUGUGCACGUAUGUGGACAAAAAUAUACCGGAGUGUUUAUCAGCAAACGACGACUAUGAAUUUAAUUAAAUAUUUACUUUAGUAAAUUAUAUGUUAAUGCUUUUUGCAAUUUUAUGUAUGGAGAUAGAGCAUUCUGCUAUUUUUUUUAUAUAAAAAUCGUUAAUUACUUUGCUCUAAGUACCGGAGAUGGUGCAGUACAGCAUUCACCCGUUUGUAAAAAUGUGGGAAAUGGAGCAAAAUAGAAUCGAAAAACUUCUUCUGUAUUCUAUACAAAAUGUAGGAGAUAGAGCAAAAUGGAAUCGAACAACUUCUUCUGUGACGACUGAAUCUUGAAUCCGAUUACGUCAUAUUAAAGAUCUCGUUCUCACGAACACAGCAAUAUAAAAAACUCAUUUUUGAAAAUAGGGAGAUAGAGCACUACAGCAAUAAAGCGACGACAAGUAACAAUAAAUACGAUUGAACCGCAACUUAUAUAUAAUACUGUACCAAAUUACAGUUUGUAUAAUAAUUCACUAAACGUAUAUGUUAAAAUGAACGUUGAAAAGUGUUUAAUAGGUGAUGCAGUAACAGGCGAAUAUAAUAGCAAUUAAAAGAUUCGGAGUCAUACGUUUGAAUGCCUUAAGGGGUUGUUUAAACAAAAGCAGAAUGUAUACAAUUGCCAUUGCUUCAUCUUGUACACGCUGAACUUGCUCCUAUAUUUAUAACACGAUUAGUUAAUAUAAGUUAUUAUUAAAAAUAAUGUUUUUAUUGCUGUCAGUAUCCUCCGUGCCAGAAGUACUACUCUUUAUUUCUCUCAUUUCUUUGAUUUUCGACAUUAUCUCCAUUAGUUAAUAUAAAUUGUGUGAUGGCAAAAUUAUUGUCAUAGCCAUAUCAAUAUUUUGUUGGGAUAGUCAUUGAAUGUAUAGGUAAUACUCGUUUAAUAUAUACUCACGUCAUAUUUGUUUUUGUCAAAGUCGUAUACUUUUUAAACAUUUUAAUAAUGUUAGCUUACGCUGUGUUUAUUCAUCUUAGUUAUUGACAAUAGUCCAGCAGUGUUAUUCUUAACCUUAAUUUGGACUUUCAGAAAUAAUAAAAAAAUACAUCUUUAAUGUGUUAUAAUCUCAAACCGUCUUAGGUUUAAUAUAAGAAACUUAUAUUUACAGUUUUCAAUAUUUGUAAUUAAAUUAAAAACUUGAAUAUCUAUUAUACGAUAUUGGGUGUAAUUAAUAUGAAUACGAAAUAUACGUAUUUUACAAAGCAGUUUUAUGAAUAAAUUCUUGUAGGUGACUAUUGAUAAUAGAGCUAUUUCCAUUCUAAACACAUUUUAACAUUUUCCUCAUCAUUGUUGUGUCUGUAUUUAAAGACUCUUUGUACACCUGGAGACUUUUCUAACGCAACACUUUUAAACUUGAAUACCUCAAUUAUGCGUUAAGACUUUGAUUUAAAAUUGUAAAUGCGACCAUUUGAUUACAUUUUGAGCAAGCUCACGAUAAAUCAUUCCUCCGUGACAAUUGAAGGCUUUAGCACGUUGGGUAUGUAUAGUUUCGUAUUUUUGCACUUGGAAAUGGUCGGACGCAAUAUUAUUCUAAAUUUAAUUUAAUUUCAUCAUUUUAGGUUGGUUUUCACCCUAGGAAAAUGUAAGACACAUACGAAUAUUCAGAAGCUCAACCGAGCAUUUUGGCAAAUGGCAUGCUACCCACUACACGUGCUAAAGCGUGCGAUCUUUAAGGAUGAAUGAUUUUAUCGUAAGCUUGCACCGAAUGUAGUAAGAUAACCAAAUCUUCAAUUUUGAAUGAAAUCGAUAUUCAAAUUUGAAAAGUGUUGCGUUAGCAAAGUCGGCAGUACACUCGCAGGUAACCUUCAAUUUGCUUAAAAGGCGCGGUUGCACUCCGAAAUAUUCAUAUGAGCAAUACAUUUUUAAAAAAAACUACUUUUAUGUUAUCCUGAUGUUAGACCUUAAAUGAUAAAAAUUGAAAUACAAUUAGAAUAAUA